UUGCCCUGCUCUGUGAGAGAAGCUUCACACGUAAAUGAAACACGGAAUAGCCCAUUCUAGUGCCCUGCGGAACUGAGGGGGGGCCAUGAUCUAACCGACAGAAGCCCGCAGUUUAUCGGUGCGUUCUCGAUGGUUUCUGUAAUAAAACGGUGGUAAGUCUUCACUGGCGCUUGCCACUCAGUCGUAGAAGCAGAGAAGCUGAAAGCCAGAUAGAGCCAGUGAAGUCAAACGGAUCUUGCGAUGCCAACCACGGAUGCAGAGCCAGGCAUGAGCAGAGGCACGGCUGCUGAAGCCCCGGCCUUACAGAGCCAGCCCCCCGGUGAACGCGCAGUGAGUGUGCUGUGGUCAUUCGGAAAGUGCCUGGGCGCUCUUGUACCCGUGUACUUGGCCGGAUAUUAUGGCUUCAGCAUCAGCGUAGUCCUCUUCGGUCUGAUGAUCUACAUGGGCUGGAAACACAGUCGACUGGAGAAAAUGAUGAGGCUCAAAUCUGCAAUGUACCUCCUGGAGAACGAGAGGGAAUUCACCACUGAAAAGGUUUUCAGGACCAAAAGGGAUUUGCCUCCCUGGGUCAACUUUCCAGAUGUGGAAAAAGUGGAGUGGCUGAACAAGAUCUUGCAGCAGGCUUGGCCCUUUAUAGGCCAGUAUCUGGAGAAGCUGCUGGUGGAAACCAUUGCUCCUGCCAUCCGUACCGCCAACAUUCAUCUGCAGACUCUCAGCUUCACCAAGGUCAACAUAGGAGACAAGGCUGUGAAGGUAGUUGGUGUAAAGGCUCACACAGAACACGAUAAAAAACAAGUUAUGUUGGAUUUGUACCUGAGCUAUGCCGGGGAUGUCGAGAUUAAUGUGGAAAUCAAAAAGUACUUUUGCAAAGCCGGAGUGAAAGGAGUACAGCUCCAUGGGAAGCUGCGUGUGAUCCUCGAGCCUCUGAUCGGAGACAUGCCACUGGUUGGAGCCAUCACAAUGUUCUUCAUCCGCAGGCCUAAACUGGACAUCAACUGGACUGGGCUGACCAACCUGUUAGACAUCCCUGGGUUGAAUGCCAUGUCGGACACUAUGAUAAUGGAUGCAAUAGCCUCCCACCUGGUGCUCCCCAACCGUCUCACUGUUCCCCUGGUGGCCGACCUGCACGUUGCUCAGCUCCGCUCCCCUCUCCCAAGGGGAGUUGUGCGUAUCCACCUGCUGGAGGCUGAAGACCUGACUGCCAAGGAUACAGUCAUCAAAGGCUUAAUCGAUGGGAAGUCGGACCCGUAUGCCGUUCUGCGUGUAGGAACCCAGAUCUUCACCUCUCAUCACGUGGACAGCAACCUGAACCCACAGUGGAGAGAGAUGUAUGAGGUGAUUGUCCAUGAAGUACCUGGUCAGGAGUUGGAAGUGGAAGUGUUUGACAAAGACCCAGACCAGGAUGACUUCCUGGGGAGGGUCAAAGUGGAUCUUGAUAUUGUAAAGAAAGCAAGGAUUGUGGAUGAUUGGUUCAAUUUGAAGGACGUCCCAUCCGGCAGCGUUCACCUCCGGCUGGAGUGGCUCUCUCUGCUGUCCUCUGCUGACAGACUGAGUGAGGUGAUCCAAAACAACAAGAACUUGACCAGUAAGACAGCUGAUCCCCCAUCUUCCGCCAUCCUAGCCAUCUACCUUGAUCAAGCUCACGAACUGCCUAUGAGAAAAGGCAAUAAGGACCCCAGCCCAAUGGCGCAGAUUUCCAUUCAGGAUACAACUAAAGAGAGCAAGACUUGCUAUGGAACCAACAGCCCUGUGUGGGAGGAUGCCUUUACCUUCUUUAUUCAGGAUCCCCGCAAACAAGACAUCGACAUUCAAGUGAAAGAUGAUGACCGUGCUCUGACCCUGGGCAGCCUGACCAUCCCUCUGAGCCGUCUUCUCGUGGCCCCUGAACUCACAAUGGACCAGUGGUUCCAUCUGGAGAAUUCUGGUUCUGCCAGCCGCAUCUUCGUCAAAAUUGUGCUUAGGGUUUUGUGGCUAAGCUAUGAUGCCACCCCUACAACUCCGUCUCCUCGGCCUUCAGACUCUGGGCCCGGGAUGGGUCAGGGGGGAAUCGCAUCAGAGCUGAACCCUAUGGGCCCCGGUGGAUUAGGUAAACCUCAACCAACACGACCACAGCACACCACGCCCGACCCAGAGUUUGCAACAGAGGGAGUGCUGCGUAUCCAUCUAGUGGAGGCCCAAAACCUGAUAGCGAAGGAUAACUUCAUGGGGGGCAUGGUGAAGGGGAAGAGCGACCCCUACGUCAAGAUCCGUGUUGCUGGUAUCACUUACCGUAGCCACACCAUUAAAGAGAACCUCAAUCCCAUCUGGAAUGAACUCUACGAGGUGAUUUUGACUGAGCUUCCAGGUCAGGAGAUCCAGUUUGAGUUGUUUGACAAGGACCUCGAUCAGGAUGAUUUCCUUGGAAGGUUCAAGCUUAGCCUACGAGACAUCAUCAGCGCACAAUUCAUCGAUAUGUGGUACACUCUAAAUGAUGUGAAGUCAGGUCGAGUUCACCUGGUGCUGGAGUGGCUGCCCAGAGUCACUGACCUACCCAGACUGGAGCAGAUCCUGCAGUACCAAUCCCAGCAGUCGUACCAGAACAAGGUUGUGCCAUCAGCGGCUGCGCUAUUUGUGUAUGUCGAGCGUGCCCAUGGACUGUCGCUGAAGAAGAGUGGAAAGGAGCCAAAAGUUGGGGCUGAAGUUAUCCUCAAAAGCGUUUCAAACAAAACCAAGGUUUGUGAACGUUCCACAUCCCCUCGAUGGGAUGAAGCCUUUCACUUUUUGGUUCGCGACCCCAGAGAUGAAACACUCACAGUGAAGCUCUCUCACAGCUGGGGCCAGGCCCUUGGGUCCCUGACACUUCCUCUCAGAGAGGUGUUGCUUGAGCCGGGCUUAGUGCUGGACCGCUGGCUCAAUCUGGAUGGAGCAUUGCCAGAAAGCCAGAUACUACUGAGGGUCACCCUCAAGAUCUUGGACACUCAGCUGGCUGUGUGCCGUAGGGCUCCAGGGGAGGUAGGUAAUGACGCCGGCGUGGAAGAGGUCGUUCCCAGAUGGGUUCCUUCCCAUCUGGACCUCAGACACCGAAGUGGAUUCGCCAUAGCUGGUGAUAACGGAAACGCAACAGGCCAGGUGAAGCUUACCAUCGGCUACUCCACAGAGGAGUGCAGGCUUUUCAUCACAGUUCACUCCUGCAGAUCCCUGGCAGCCUGCUCCAAGGACGGUGCGGACCCGUAUGUUUCCUUCAUCCUGCUGCCUGACAAGAAGGCUACCACCAAGAGGAGAACUACCACGAAGAAGAGAGACCUCAACCCAGAAUUCAACGAGAGGUUUGACUUUGAUUUCUCUCUUGAGGAGUCCAUACAGAGAAGACUGGAUCUGUCUGUGAAGAACAGCGUCUCUUUCAUGAGCAGAGAGAGGGAGCUUAUCGGCAAGUUGCAGCUGGACCUGGACCAAAUUGACCUCAAGACUGGUGUCACACAAUGGUAUGAUUUGGUAGCCGAGACCAACUAGAAGAAUCAAUGGCUGGUCUUAAGUAAUAUAUCAUUAAGUGUCGCUUCCGUGGUCUGUGAUUUGUGUGUUUGUGUAUUCAGCUUAAAUUAAAUUUCCACCAUCACUGAAGAAACGAUGACAUAUCUGCUCAUCAACAACACAGUCCAUCAGUAUUUAUGAGAAGAAACUUUACAUGUAGCUUGUCAUCCGUAAAGUGUUAAAUGUGGUGAAUCCAUGCUGUCUUGGACAAAUUCUUCAGUAGAAUAUUUUGGCUGAAUAGAUAUUUGAUAAUAAUGCAACUAUGUUGCGCAACCUACCAAGUUUAUAUAUUCAAAAAUAUGUCAAAGUCCUCUUUGAAUUUAAUUAUAAAAGGGCUUAUGAUGUGGUUGAUAUUCUAAGGUAUGACAAUGUUUCAUGGAUUUACAGCAUCCAACACAAUUAAAAGAGAUUCCUUUACAAUUUAUUUUUUACAAUCUUCAAAUAAUUCCCAAAUAUUACUUUGUUUAUAUACGUUUAUAUUAUUGCCUUAAGUAUUACAAAACUGUGCACAAUUUGUCUGUGUUUAUGAAUUAUGUUCCAAAUGAAGUUUUAUAUGUUUUAACCAGAGCUCUCUUGAAGUUGCUUUUAUAAAUCAAAAGUAUUACAAACCUAGACCCUCACGUUUACCACUGAAAACAGAGGUAUUAUACUGUAAGCAGAGUCUAAAUCACUGUGCUUUUAUGAAGAGAAAACUUUGUAGAUACUGAAAACACAUUGCUGGUGUUCUUGCACCCAUGCUUCUUUGUGUUAGUAUAUGUUUGUAGCGCUAAAUGCAGCAGGCUGACUCUGUCAGCUGUGUUUAUUCUUAGUUUUUCAAGCAAAACAGUUAUGACCUUACAAGAAGCAAAGCAAGCAAAUAGUGUACACCAGCAGUGUACCUCACCACAAAGGCGCGGACACUGAUUUGGGGUAAUGGAAAGAAAAUUGGUGUCGGAACUGAAGAAGAAAACUGCUGAGCUUUGACAUUAUUUGAAACAUAUCAUCAUGUAUCUGCUGAAGUUGUUGAUUAAAGUUUGCACUCUCAUGAA
This is a messenger RNA of Micropterus dolomieu (smallmouth bass), 4535 nucleotides long. It is a transcript of the gene esyt1a, whose product is annotated as extended synaptotagmin-like protein 1a. The coding region runs from base 241 to 3489 and encodes 1082 amino acids. The record is from RefSeq and is a predicted model, not a curated record. Gene Ontology annotation, molecular function: lipid binding. Lineage: Eukaryota; Metazoa; Chordata; Actinopteri; Centrarchiformes; Centrarchidae. Gene Ontology annotation, biological process: lipid transport. The transcript has 31 exons.